AUGUCGGAGGUGUCGCGCGAUAAACCUACAUACUUAGAACCUCCAAGCAAGACUACCGAGAUAGAGGACCCAGGAGCUGAAGAUGCUUGCGACACCGAAGACGAACAUUUCUCAGAUGCCAGCGAAGGCCAGGCGCCGUCACAAUUAAGCCCACACUCCCGCAGUACUUCUCCUGUCCCUCGCACGCGAGUAGAGCGGGUGGACAGCAACCCCAAGCACGGCGAAUUGCCCGGGACAGAAGCUUAUGAAAAGAGAAAACAAGAUUCAGUUCCCGAUGAAAUCGAAAUUGUACCAGAAGGCACGCGGAGCAGGAGUCAUUCUGUGGCGGGGUUGCAGGAUCAACCCUUGAUACCGGGUGACUCACCAAUCCCACAAACAAUGGUGGAAAAAGUUGAUCCUGAAUCACCCAGCUAUGGUGAGGUGCCGGGAACGGAUGCAUAUGAGAAGCGUCAGGCCGAUGCUGUUCCUGAUGUAGUGACAAAGGCGUCAACCCCCGAGAAUGAACCAUCAUCAUCUCCUGGCCAAGUUUCCCCUGGUGCCAAUAAUUCCGACCAGAUAAUCCCGGAGACUAUACUCACUAAAGUGGACACUUUACCUGCCGAAGACGACUUACUAUCCCGACCGCGAGCUCAUCGAAAGUCACCAAGCGAUGCCGAGCCAGACGUCGUGGAAACAAUCCAAGACACCCCCUUACUACAGAGCUCUCAUUCUCCAAAAGAGACACUAUCAUUAGAUGGCGCAGCUGAGCCCGAGCCCGAGCCCGAGCCCGAGCUAGUUGAAGAUGACGAUGACGAUGAUGGUUUUGGCGGUGAUGACUUUGAUGAAUUUGUUGAAGAGCAGGACGACAUGGGCGAUGAUGAUUUUGGAGAUUUUGAUGACGGCUUUCAAGAACCCAGUUCAGAGAUUACUGGGGAUGUCUACAUGGGUGGAGGCACCGUUUCUCCACGGCCUUGUGCGCCCAUCUCAGCUCCUCCACUUACCGACUUUGAGUCAUUUAAGUCCUCCUCUGAGCUAAUUAGUGCUCUUCAAGGCACACUAGACAGUCUUCUCCCUGCCUCUCGGGAUUUUGAAUCUCUUCCACCUGUGGAGUUAAUCCCAGACUCCGCAGCAAUCUUUAGUACAGAGCGUUCUCUAUCCCUCUGGUCCCAGCUAGUAGCACCACCACCCCUCCAACCCCAGAACUGGGUGAAGUCCCGUAUUCGCAGGCUCUUCCUCGUGUCACUUGGUGUACCCGUUGACCUUGACGAAAUUCUCCCCGCAUCGAAGCAGAAGAAGCUCAUCUUACCCUCCAUUAACCUCGACAGUUCAACAAGUGCCUCAACCACCUCACAAAACCAAGCUCAAAAAACUGGUGAUGUGUCCGUUGAUAACACAGGGCAGGCCCCUUCUCGUUCAAAAUCCACCCGCCGAGGUGCACUCCCGCCUCCGGAACUGGAUCUUUCGGCCGUUCGCCGCUUGUGUGCAACUACAGAUGCUGCAUUAGGAGGCUGGACUGAUGAAGAGCUGAAAUUGCAUGUACGGGAAUUAGAACAGGCUGCUCUUCGUGCUAGUACAGUAUUGGAGCACUGGCUUAAGCGGCGGGACGGCCUUCUUGGCGAGAAGGAAGCAUUUGAAGGAGUAAUUGAGAACCUUGUCAGUCAUGUGCGGCGGGUGAGGAAGUGA
This is a messenger RNA of Penicillium taxi, 1662 nucleotides long. RefSeq names its product DUF5102 domain-containing protein. The record is from RefSeq and is a predicted model, not a curated record. The coding region runs from base 1 to 1662 and encodes 553 amino acids. The transcript is spliced from 3 exons. Lineage: Eukaryota; Fungi; Ascomycota; Eurotiomycetes; Eurotiales; Aspergillaceae.